GUGCAACGCCUUCUGCGCUUUUAACAAGGAUGUAAUGGCGUUCACUGCAUGACAUUGUCUGUGUGUCAGCUAUUUAUGGUGAAGUUGGACAUAUGUGGCUCAUCUGGUAAUACAUUCAGAGACCUAAACCACAACAGCAUGUGGACGAAGUGGCACGCAUCACACUCUCUGCUGAUAUGGAUAACGCUGCAAGUUCUAUGUACAGCUGUCUCUGGCCUGAGACACAAGACUGCCUGUUACAAUUUCCUGUUGAUGGUCGAUCCUCCGUGUGCCACUACAGAGAUGCUUCUUCCUACCAUGUUUACACUCGGGGUGUCUUCUGACGUCACAUGUCACAGUGAAAUAACUGGAACCAGCUUAAGACAGAAGGGUCCAGACGAAAUCAGACGUUGCUGUCAACAGCGUGAGAAUGAUACCGUGACAGAUUACUGCCUCCCUGCCAUGAAGAACCAACUCCCGGGUCACAACUACCUGGACUUUGUGAACACGUGCACUGCCGCUACAAAAUGUCAGCUGUCAACACCUGGUGGUACGGUGCAGCAUACUGAUGGUGAAGACUAUGUAACAUUCACGUUUGAAUGUGUGCACAAGGACACGGUGCUGCACAUCCAACAUGAUUCUCCACACACAGGACAGGAGGUGUACCUGUACAACGACCAACAUGACGGGAUGGCCCAUGCUAAAUGUCUAGCAUACUCUCACGAGUGUAACUCCCAUGUCAUAAUACAACUUGCUGCAACCCGAGUUGUGUCUCCCGCCUGCAGUGUGGACUUCACUGAUGGGGAUGUGUCAACCAAGGUGGACUGUAAGAACCCACCUGCAUCAAGAAACUGUUCCAGCGCAAUGUUUGAGAGCAAGUCCAACUAUGUUAACAUGUCAAUAUUCAUGACAGUCGAUCCUGGGCGUCAAGAAAAAGAAUUUCUGUGGCUGCUGGCGAAAGCGGAUACAGGUAAGAAUGUUACCGUCGUCUGUGGAGCCACCAUUCCUGCAGAUGUGUCACUGAACUGCCCAACGCCUGCAUCAAUUACUACGACAUCAACUACUUCAACUACAACUACACAAACAGUGACGUCCAAUAACGCCUCCAGCAACCACGCACAGAUAGCGGUGACAUCAUCACCUGGUCAACCACAGACACAACCUUCAAAAUCAACGGCAGCAGGGACAACGAUGCACAGCAAUGACUCUACCACGCUAUCGUUGUCCAGUGUGAACGGCUUUUCCUCCGUCAUCACUCCCCGCCAUCCCGAUCCAAACUCUCCCACAACACUCGCGCAGCAGAGUGGAGUCACAGAAACGACGUCAGAGGCCACUUCACCAAUGGAUAAAGACAUAUCAACUCCAGCUGCAACAACAGAAACUGUUCCUUCAACAUCAAGUAAAGAAGCGGUUAUCAUCGGCAGCAGUGUGGGAGGAGUCAUCAUGAUAGCAAUCAUAGUGACAAUCACGGUCUGUGUCCGACGAAAGAAAAGAAACAGUUUAGAGAAACAAAUCCAACACGUGGACACAAUGAAGAAAACCACUAGGAUGUGAACGGUCAAACGGUGCCCGGAACUCUGUAAGUGAUGGAUACGUGCCUAACCCAAUCUAUGAAGGAACUGAUGACUACAAGCUGGAGCAAUUGCACAGAAAGACUAGCAGUGACAUUAAAGAUGGCUAUGAACCAGACACGGAGUCACCUUGUGGCUUCACGCGAUCAGGACCAGAACGUUUAGGCCUCAGUCUUGACAAAACCUCCCUGGUGACGCAAGGACACCUUGACUAUUUUGACGACAUAGUUUUUAAUACAGAGCCAACUGGGGGACAUUCAGAAGCGAAGA
Messenger RNA from Haliotis rufescens (red abalone), 1820 nucleotides. RefSeq lists its product as uncharacterized. The record is from RefSeq and is a predicted model, not a curated record. Bases 49 to 1533 code for a protein of 494 amino acids. Lineage: Eukaryota; Metazoa; Mollusca; Gastropoda; Lepetellida; Haliotidae. The transcript has 8 exons.